AUGUUGCCGCCUUCACCAGCACCUAGCGAGUGCGAUUCGCUCGACGGCAUUGACGACCUAGACGCCUUCCUCGCCUCACAGGGACAGCUCUCGCAAUGGCCCACUCCGCCCUCGCUACAGAAAGACGCCCUUGUCGAAACGACUGAAAUUGAUGCAGACGCUGAAACAGAAUCUGAGUCUGAUGACUUUCGCCAUAUCGCUACAACCCUGUCAGAAGCAGGCAGCAUCGAUAUCCAGGCUACCCCUCUCGAUGUCGAAAUCAUUCGCAACAUGCUAUUACGCGCCGACUUGCCCAUGGAAGUCAUCGCCUUGGCGCUCAACAUACUUUCUGGACUCCACACCCAGGAAUCGAAAGCCACUUCCUUCACCGAUACUCCACCUGACUUAAUCGUUGUCGGCGCAUUCAGCCUGGCCGUAUCGUAUACCAACGACCACGCACCGCGUCCGUUUUGGUGGUCCCACUUUAUCUGCGAUUGUCACUGGACAGCGAAACGAAUUGGUCGCACCGUUUGGAGAAUGUUGGAGGCCCUGGACUUCGGCCUGCACCAGUUCACUCGGGAAGAGUGCAUGGAGAAUGCAAUGAGUCGACUUUCGGAGCCAGCAGAACCGGAGCCGACUUUGACUGAAAUGCCACCCUUGAAGCUUCAGAUCGACAGUAACAUUACUCGUUGGGAGUACGGUCAACUCACACCAGAUGCCACACCGCCUUGUUCAGCAUCACCGGCCGUCCACUUAGAGGACGAGGCACCACCACUUGGAUGGAGGAUGCCGCUCAUGAGAUUCUUACCACUGCUUUGA
This is a messenger RNA of Zasmidium cellare ATCC 36951, 798 nucleotides long. RefSeq lists its product as uncharacterized. The transcript is spliced from 2 exons. The record is from RefSeq and is a predicted model, not a curated record. The coding region runs from base 1 to 798 and encodes 265 amino acids. NCBI's taxonomy places the organism in Eukaryota, Fungi, Ascomycota, Dothideomycetes, Mycosphaerellales, Mycosphaerellaceae.